AGAUCUUCCAACACUUGAUAGCAGUUCCUAAGUGAAGGCUUGCAGCUAAAGACAGGAGCAGUAUCAACAGCUGCCUCCUCUCUGUCCGACUGAACCAUUACACAGAGUCAUUGAGGAGAAGAUGUUUCUUCAGUUUAAUUUGCCUCAGUGAUCACAAGAAGGGAUUUUAUUGCCGACCAACUUGUGAAUUAUGACUGAAUGAUGAUAUUUCUCUGGACAACAAAAAUGGAUAUGAGCUGCAAGUCUCUAAUUCUUCUUUUCCUUGUCAUCUGCAUGAACUCUCUGUCAGUGGCAGGACUGGACGUCCCUCUGCCUGAUGACCUGAUGGUGAACAUUUCGGAUGGGGAGGUACUAAUAUAUUGGAAACGUCCUGCGGACGCCCCCUUGAACUCCAAGUACAAUGUACAGAUGAGAACGUCCAAUGGUAACUGGACCGAGGUGCAAAGCUGUACUGGGAUCACAAACUGCUACUGUGACCUGAGCAGCCUUAUAUAUGACUAUAACGCUAUGUACAGGGUCAAAGUUCAGCUGGUCGCAGGAGACGACACAUCUCGGUGGACAGCAGUAAAGAGAGUUCGCCUUUUUGAAAGUGAACUGCAGCCGCCCUCCUUCACUUUGCUGGCUACUUCCAGCACUCUGUCAGUUAAGGUUCAUCAGAAACUCAUUCUGAGAAAGCUCUUUUCUUAUGGGCUCACCUACACCAUCUACCUGGAGGAGACGGAGCAAGAUAAGAUUACCAUAGCAUACCUGAGAGAUGAUGAUCUUGAUGGGAUGGAGCAGAAGACCACGACUUUCGAUUCUCUCCACUGGGGAAAAAUGUACUGUGUCAGCAUAAAGGUGGAGGGUAUCGGAGCCCGCUCUGUGAGUGAUGUGUCUCCUAAACAGUGUCUGCUGCUACCGGAGAGAGAGUGGUACAUCAUUGCUGUAUCAUCUCUGUCUAUUCUGGGUGUGCUGUUAAUCGUCAUUGUCAUUGCGACCAUCGUCCUGUGUUACGUGAAACUCCCAGGGAAAACACCUGCUGCGUUGAAAUCCCCUGAAAGUUACUGGCUUCCCCUCGCAGUUGAAGAGGGCGCCGUGGAGGUUGUCACCGACAGAGGAUGGUUCCUAUCCAGUUACGGAACAGAAGUGAAAACCGACAUAUAUCACCUGGAGACCCAUAUCGCAAUGACGGAGGACAAUGAAAAGGAGGAGGACAGGAGGACAAGCGGGGAGUCAAACUCUGCCACAAGCAACGGAGGAUCUCCCCUAACGAGACAAGACGACAGCGGCUGCGGCAGCUGGGGAGGAACAGAGAGCUCCACCGGCAGUCAGACAGAUUACUCCCUGCAGGACGAGAGGAGCGAUGCUGACAAAGUUCGUAAAAGGGAGGAUAGCGGAGUGGGGCUGGGCUGCCAGCUGGACUCUUCAUCAGUGGAACUGGAUGGACCGGACAUCAGGCCCCUAAAGGAGUCCGUCCCUGUGGGUAGCUACCGCACACAGAGCCCCCCUGCUGUGCAUACGUGUGUUAGUGAUGAUGAGGAGGCGUUUAAACAGAUUCUUCCAGAUACAGUUUUGGCCGAAGUGGUCACAGGUUACAGAGCUGGCCCUCAGGCGUGUAUCUGUUCGGGAGCAGGUCAGUGCACUUGGUGCCAUAAGCAGGGUCAUAACGGAGCUGAGGUCAUCAAACAAUACAGAUCAACCUGUAUAGAGAAUGUGCCACUGAGCAGCAAGUGUGAUUUUGUGGACUCUUACAAAGCGGGUCUUACAUUUUCUAGUUAUUCUCAAAAAUCGCAAAUGGACACGGUCAUGAUGGACGAUUUAAAAAACAUGUUUAAACAACUUGGGGACACUUUCCCUCUGCUAUCGACUUUACCCCCACUUGUAGAGGGAGGACAUGACUUCAAUAUGAACAGUGUGUGCCUCUCCCUCAAUGACGUACAGCUGACAACUGACUGAUACUGUGAAGCAACAACGCUAUAUAUAAAACAACGUAUCAUGGACCUGUACACUCCCUCGUCCCGACAUGAAACACUCUGAGUCAUGAAAUGGUGGCAUCUGUUAGUUCUGGGGAGUAUGUUGGAGUAUUUUCUUGACUUCCAAAUCUCAAGUGUGGGAGGAAACGAAGCACUUGUUGCUCAUAUAGGAAGGAAAUAAGAACCAGACAGCUGCUGGCUGAUAUCUGUUUGAGUCUCGUGAGCUUAUACAGAUGGAGCCUGAACUUCAUGCAGCCGUUUCCCACUGGGUAUACACACAGCUGACUAGAAGGCAGCAAGCCGGAAGUGAAACUGGCGUGGGGAGUAAUGUGGAGGAACGGUUAAACAGUUACGUGCUUUCGGACAUUUUGCUUUUACAUCUCUGACAACAUGAAAUCAUCUUUAAAGUUUCGGUCACAUUUCCACUGUUUUUGUGUACUGGUUUCUAGAGAAGCACUGAAUUAAGCACCACACAUUUCUUGUCAUUUUCUAUAAUGAGCAGGAUGUUUUUUUACAGAUUGUUUUGCAUUUUUUUCCGACAAAGCAAGUGACUUUUAUGUGACAUACUGCAGACCUGUCUUUAAGCUACUUCCAUUUAUUUAUUUGAUGUUAUUUAAAA
Messenger RNA from Limanda limanda (common dab), 2571 nucleotides. It is a transcript of the gene il10ra, whose product is annotated as interleukin 10 receptor, alpha. Gene Ontology annotation, molecular function: protein binding. The coding region runs from base 199 to 1935 and encodes 578 amino acids. The record is from RefSeq and is a predicted model, not a curated record. Lineage: Eukaryota; Metazoa; Chordata; Actinopteri; Pleuronectiformes; Pleuronectidae. The transcript is spliced from 8 exons.